Messenger RNA from Acanthopagrus latus (yellowfin seabream), 7416 nucleotides. It is a transcript of the gene mbd6, whose product is annotated as methyl-CpG binding domain protein 6. Gene Ontology annotation, cellular component: chromocenter; nucleus. Bases 600 to 5621 code for a protein of 1673 amino acids. The transcript has 13 exons. Gene Ontology annotation, molecular function: DNA binding; chromatin binding. Lineage: Eukaryota; Metazoa; Chordata; Actinopteri; Spariformes; Sparidae. The record is from RefSeq and is a predicted model, not a curated record.
GCUGGUAGCGUUAGCCCCGAGAUCUCAGGCGCAGUAAAAUGAAGCGUUAUUGCCCUUUGUUUUUAAAUCGGACUGGCAGACGUUGCAUAAACCCCGAGAGCUGAUUGAUCGCGCCAAUGCAUGGUUUAAAUGAUGAAAUUGCUUAUUUUCCGGUUAUUUAUUUAAGUAUCAGCCGUUCUCAAAACAUUCUCUGGCUAGUCCGUUAGCUAGCUAGCUAACUCUUGAUUCUCCCGCGAGCCAGAAAAGCGAAGACUCCAAAACUUCGCCAACACAGAGAGCCUGACGCAGAGAAAGGUUGAUAGGUCCUGCUAACAUUAACGAUAGCUAGCGGCUGUCAAUAUGCUCACCAUCUUCAUCCAAGACCCCCCAUCAGACCUCUGAUGUAAACUGGACAAAAUAAAUCUGCAGGAGUUAUCCUCUAAAUUGAGGAUCUGCCUCAAAGUUGAGCAAAGUCCAGGUCUUUGGGCAUCAAGUCAGGUCCUACUGGCAGUCUGUGUGCUUCUCACCCACCAGCAUGUACAUUGGACAGUGGAUACCUUAGCCAAAACAAAUCCUGGCUUCCCAAAGAUGACAAGGUGCUGGCAGGUCGCAACUACAAAAUGAUGGGAGGCAGUGAGACUGUAAGUGGGGACAAGGAUGGGGUCCACACCACUGCAAUACACGUCCCCAUUGGCUGGCAGAGGAGAGUGGAGGGCGGGCAGGUGAUCUAUGUCAGUCCCAGUGGCACUGCCCUUUCCUCUCUGGACGAGGUCAAGACCUAUCUGUUGACUGAUGGCACCUGCAAAUGUGGUCUUGAGUGUCCGCUCAUCAUCCAUAAGGUUUUCAACUUCACUGUGGGAGUGAAGGUGGAGCAGCACAGCCCGCCAUUAGGCAAAGCAGAGCAGGACAUGACCAAACUGUGUAACCACCGCAGGAAAGUUGUAGCGAUGGCUGCUCUGUGUCGGAGUAUGCAGGCCUCACAGCUGCCAUAUGCCAACCUUCAUCAUCCAGAUAUGAGCACUGGAGCAGACAGCCGCGAUCCAAAGCGAGUACGCAUGGAGCGAGACGAGGAGGGCCAUGGAAUUUACCAUCCAAAGCUCCAUCCAGUCCCAGCUCGACCUCACAGCAACCUCCAUCCAAACCCCUGUGCCAGCCCCAAAUCCCCCCACCAGUUUAUUUAUCCUUACAAUGGUUCCUCCCCGGUCCUUCAAACAGGCACUAACUCUCACCAUCCCCUCGAGGCUUUGAGAAGACUUCACCAUCCUCCUCCUGUCCCUGCCUCCUCCAGCUCUCCCUCCAGCUCAUUCCCAACUUGUAGUUCUGCACAGAGGUCACCCCGCACCCCCACGCCCCAGAACGUCACUCAAGGUCAAAGAACGCCCAAAACCCCGGAGACUCCGGGUUCUCCUCGGCUAGGCCCCCUCUCUUCACCUCCUCUCUCUUCCCCGAUGACCAUGGGUGGAGGGGGAAGAGGAGCACAGACUCACCAUCCUCACGGGGUCAUUGUGGCAGGCUCCCCCCUCUCUCCGUCUCCCUCCCUCUCUCCCUCUGUCCAUAACAUGAACUGUGUGUCCCCUCACCAGCGCUCCCGCCACCCCUCAGCCUCUCCUUCCCCCCUCUCUGAUCAUGGAGGAGGCGGGCUGAUGGGAAGUAACAUGUCUCAGAGGAGGAAGUCAACCUCUUCCUCACCACACUCCCCUCUCUCCCCAAACCCCAGCCCCCACUUCCCUAAGUACAAGCUGGAAGACAUCUUGGAGCAGUUUAAGAACUCAGGCAACAGCAGCACUAAUAACCAUCACCUCCUUAUCCCUAAUAACCCCUCCUUACUGACCAACCAAAGCAGUAGCAACCCUCAUGCUCUCUCCUCCAAGCCCUCGAAGAGCACCAACAGUCCGAAUCCUAGCUCAGGACCACCAGGUUUUGAGCUGAACUCGGCAGGGCCUUCCACUUUACCCCUGGGGCCAUUUCUGAACCAACACCACAGCCAUCACAGCAAGCUGCCACACCCAGCUUCUUUCCCCGCGAGUAGCCUGCUCUCUGCGGCUGCUAAGGCUCAGCUGUCUAACCAGAUAACCCAGGGCCAGGGCUCAAAUGUGGCCAGCCACCCGGUGAGCUUGCCCUCUCCACUGGAGGUCUUGAAAGAGGCACAGCAGCAGCCGUCAUCAAAGGUAACAAACAGCACUUUACAUAACAGCCACCCUCCCUCCUCCAUCGCUUCUUCUAGGCCUCCCCACCCCUCCCUUGCAUCAGCCUCCUCCGUCCUCUUUCCUCCAUCCCACUCUCUGGCCCAGUCCCUGGCUUCCUCCUUGCCCCACCUGCCUCCCACAGGAGAGCGCAAUGCAUCGCACAGGAAGAGGCAGCGGCGAUCACCCACAGUGCUCAGCAUGCUAAGAGACACCCAGCAGCUGGCUAAUGGGCCACGGAAGACCCCACCAGGAGAUGCCGUUUCUGCUACAGCUAUCAACCUGUCCUCCUCUUCCUCUUCCUACCCCUCUUCCUCUUCGCACUCGUCCUCUACCUCAGCUGUGCAGAACCAGAAUGCUGUCAUGUUAGAAAACCAUCAUCAUCUGCUCCCUGGGCAGACGCCAAGGCUCCCUGCUGCCCGUCAGAUAGCACAUCUUUCCAGGCUUCCUCGUCAAAAUGAGGCUCUGGAUUUCACUACACACCUGACACCUACACCUCUCAACUUGGAUUCUCAGACCCAGCCUCUGUCUGCUCUGUUACACCUGCUCAGUGUCCAGAAUGCACAGGCCACAGCCUCAGCCUCAGCAUCACACUCUGUUUCAGCUCAGCCAGGAUCUUUGUCUAUGGAAGGAGGUGGACACACUAAUAAACACAGCCCCAGACUGUCGCCCUCUUCACCCACCCCUCAUUCCAUCACACACCGACAGACUCAGUCACCGUGCCGAACCAGUAACACUAAUCCUUCACCCUCGGCACCACAGCCGCUCUCUCCCCCUCCCAGUUCUUCUCAGUUCAGAUCAGUGCAGUCUCCAUCACAUCCUCGGUCUACUAAAUCCAGCCCUCUACAGAGACAUUCACCUUCUUCUACAAUGCUACCCAACUCAAAUUUAGCUUUACACAACAGCAGCAGCCCAUCGCAGCACAUGUCCCCGAUUUCCUCAGACAAGCAUCAGCCAACUGAGAAUCAUAUUUCUACAAUAGACUCUGUUUCCCAGUCACCAUUGCAGGACGUCUCACCACAGGGCACUGAGGACAUGAGUCAUUCUCAAGGCAGUGCUUCUGUGGCGAUAUCCAGCUCCCCGAAGCCUCUUGAUCUUAGCAAUCAUGUCCUGGCCCUUCUCGCAGCAUCUUCCACUGUGCCCCAGGGGGAGGGCUACUCUUCUGACCGUACCACUGAUGCUGCGAUGUCUUCCCAAGGAAAUCCCACUGCAGAGCCAGAGGAGCCUCAAUGUGUAGACCCGAAGGUCUCCAUAGUGACCAAAUCUCCAGCAGACACCAGCCCCGGGCCCCCUGUCUCUUCUCGUCUUGGGGACAAUCACAGUCCUCAUACACCUUCAGCUGUGGGUGACUCAACCACUCCCUUACCUCUGGCAGAGGCCUUCCCAUUCAUGAACCAGGAGCAGCUGCUGCAGCUGCUGUCAUCCACAGGUGGUCUACCAUCCCUCCUGGACCCUACAGUCCUGGCUUCAUUGCCCCUUGGGGGGCUGUGGUUGGGAGGGCAACAUGCACAGAUGCCCCCUGCCAGUGCUACACCACAGAAUCUUGCAGAGCAGCAGCAGUCAGAGCAGCAGCAGUCAGAGCAGCAGCAAUCAGAGCAGCAGCUACUGAUACACCAUCAAGAGACACAUCAGCAAAACCAGGAUCAACAACAGAAGCAACAGCAGAUAAACAAUAACCCUCUGUUUCCCCUGUUGCCCUUGUUGAGUGGUGCUCAAGGGGAUCUGCCUCUGAACCUUUUGGGCCUUUUGAACCCACUCCCUGCCCCACCCUCUACCCCUACCCAAGGACAGGAAGCUGAUUUAGGUUUAACAGAAAAACCUAGCCUUCAGGCUCUGCUUAUGGCAUCCUUGUUGCUAGGGCAACAGCAGGCGCCUUUGUUACCUCUAUCUGGGCUGGGUCAGUUGAGCCAGGUCAGCUUAGAAGUUCCUCUCCAGCAGCCACAGCAGAUCCCCACCACACUGGAGGGUCUCACCCUGGAUAAGACCUCUGGCCUCCUGGAUCCAUCAACCCUGCCUGGCCCAGGCAUCCUGGAGAUUGUCCAGGGCCUUCUUUCCAUUCCUCCAGGAGCUGAGGGCUCUGUUCAAGCCCUGCAGUCUCUGCUCUUUCCUGCCACUCUUCCUCCUCCCCCCGCAGCCUUCCUGCCCCUCAGCCCUGCCUUGCUCACUGCUGCCCUGAGCUCUGCCGAGCUCCACCCACCUCCCCACACCCAUUUAGCUCCUGCACAGCAAACCCAACAUACCCAACCUCAGGUAUCUACUGAUGCUGGUGUUGACACCCUCAUCCCCCUAUCUCUGCAAGGCAAGGACAACCCCAUCCUCCAACAGUUACUGCCCACUCUGCUUAACCCUGCUGUAUUAGGAGAUCUUUCUGCCAUCACGGGCCUCAAUAACAUGUUGGGUAUUGGAGCAGGUUCAAUCCUCCUGCCUUCGGUCCAGACCUCUGCUUUGGGCAUGCCUCUGCUGCAGGGUCCUGAUGGAGCAAUCAACUUGCUUAACAAUUUACAGUUAAACCUUGCACCACCCCCAGAAGGAGAGAAGCCAGUCUCAUUGCAGGAAUCUCUAAGCCCUGCCCCACAGGAAGACAUUCCAGCCAGUCAGAUGGCUCCCCAAGUGGUUCACAGCCCUGUUCCAGCUCAAGCCCCUGCCCGAGAACCCACUCCACCCCAACAGCGAGUUUCUGAGGGCAGGUCUGUUAUUGAUCCCUACACCUCUUUCAUGGACACUAUUUAUACCUCCUUCCUUCAAGUCAGUGCUAAAGAGCAAGAAGACAGAGCCCACAUGGGGCCAUCUGACCCCACUUCACCCUUCUGUGCCUUACCGCCGGUUUCUUUCCCUUUGGAGCACCAUACUCCGUCCACCCCUGUCCCAACCCUGCCCCAGGCAAGCGCCCCAGUUUCCCUCAGCCCACGCCGGGCCUGUUCCCUUCGCAACCCAGACUUAUCCCGACUCUGCCUGGAAGCAGCAGCUCAUUCCCCAGCCCAGGGGACUCCCAAACCCACUGAGGAUGGCUCUACGCCACCCCUGCAAAGGAAACCAGUCAUGGUGGAUGGACAUACUCAUCCAGAGCCUCCCCUGCCCCCUAUAUACUUGGAGGAGGCUAAGACAGACUGUACUGGGCCCGCUGCGGCUGUGUGCCCCUAUGUGGAGGCAGGGGUGGAUAGGCAGGGGCAUCUUCCCCAUGCAGGGUACCUCAGUCCCAGGGAUGGAUGCAGUGGGAGGCCCAGUGAGGAGACGGCUGGGACAUUACUGCACACGGAGCAGGGAAGGGAUCAAGCGGGGGCAGCGGGUGGAGCCAGAAGAGGAAGGAAAAGGAAACAAACGCUACAGAAUGUGUUAGAGGACUUCAGAGACAUGGAUGCUACAGCACUAGAGGAAACCAAGGCUACGACGGCACUGCUGAAGCCUGAGAGAUCAGUCCGCGGCAGGAGGCGACGGGGCGCCAGGUCUCAGAGGCAGUGAUUGGUGGAGGGAGCUGUAAGUCAGAGCUGUUCACCAAUUGAAAGGCGGCCAGACGCCUCUCUACCCCCCCCCCUCCAUCUCUCCACCAUCAUCACCACUGUUUAGACCUUUCUUUUUUUUUUUUUAAUUCAACUGCACUAAUAUUAUGCCGUUGUCAUGUCAACCAUUGUUAUGGCAACCACUAUGAAAUAAACACAUAGGAGAAAGAUCUAGUCUGAGAAAUUAAUUUAUAAAUGUGGGGGGAAAAAAAUGUAAGAGAAAUGUUGCGGAUGCUUUUUUCACUUAGGUCUUCUCUUAGGUCUAGUUCACACAAUAAUGGUUGCUUGACAUUGUGAUCAGAGAAAUCUGUUAAGUAUGGUUGGUGUUUGAAUUAUAUCAAUGAGAAAACAAAAAAACAAACAAACAAGAGUACUGUUUAGUUCUCAUCAGUGUGUAACUGUGAGUCAGGAUAAAGCCCAUCUACUUGAACGAUGCUCUCUGUUGAAAGUGUGUCUAUCCGUGUGUGGAUGUGUGUGUGUCUUUUUACGUGUCUGAGUGUGUGUUGGACAACAGUGCUAUUGCUGAGCCCCUCGCUGGUCCGACCGUUAGUUGAAUUUAUUUUCAUUGUAGUAAACGAGACCCUGUCUGUUUGUAAGAUAAAGGGCUCUUUGCAGAGACACACGGCGGUUCUAUUUCAACAAAACAUUCUGAAAGGUUUUCAGAGGUGCUGGGAGGGAAUGUAAGAAGGAACAGACUUGAUUUUUUAUUUUUAUUUUAAUUUUUUUCCCAUUCACAGUGUAAGGUAACCUCUAUAUGGGACAAGCCAAGGAAAUAAUGUGGUUCAGUGUAUCAGGUUUCUUCACACUCUUAAGAAAACAACUUUUUAUCAUGAUUCCACAUGUCCAGUGAGAUGUUCCUUUAAUGGUUUGUGCAUCACUAAUAAUUUUAUGAACUGAGAAAAAAAAUGAAGUUCUUUUGUAAAUCUCUCUGAAUCAUGUCAUUACACGUAAUACAGGUCAGGAAAAUAAAGUGCAACAGACAAACAUCUAGUUUUCACCGUUCGCAGGGUCCUUAACAGAUCUGUAACAAUUCUGAAGAACUGAACAAAAAAAAAAAAAAAAAAAAAAAAAAGCAUUUCACAUGCUGUGUCAUUUGUUGCUGUGAAGAAUUACGUGUAGCUGUGGUGUGAUGGAGACUAUUUAAUAUCUGUUCACCUGACACCCACCCAGUCUUUCUGCCCGCCAGCCAGGAGAUAAGUGUCUGGACAUGAAACAGGGUUAUUUGCAGGAAUCCUGAGUAGAGUACAGUAUGUCCUUUGAUUGGUUUGAACGAAUGGCUGGAAAACUGAAACACAGAGUGAUUAUGUCUUAACGUGGAUCUGUUAAGUCUGUUUGUUACUGUGGAUUUGGAGUGAUAUCCUCCGUCUGUCUCCUCAUGUCACUGUUUUGAGCUCUCCUCCAAACACUGCCCUGCCCUAAGAGUACUGGCAUCUCUAGCUGUAUUUAAAAAAAAUUAAAACCAACAAAAAAAAAAAGAAUAAAGAAAAGUGAAAAAGAAAGCAGAUUAUGCAAUUUCUACACUUGGAGAUUUGUACAUAUGUACAGUUAAUGUGUUUUAUUUUGAUUUUAUAUUGUUAGAGAAAGAGACAAGAGAGAAAACGAUGAAUUGUGAAUUUUUCUGGGAAUUGUAAUUAAGUAUUUUUCUCAUUCUACCCCUUGCUUUCAAUACUUAUGUUUGAAAAGAGGAUUAAAUUGUGGACUGUAGCUUUCUUUUUUUAUAUGGGAGUCUUUUUUUAUUUAAUAUUAAACAAUUUACA